AGGAACCGGACUCCGACGCUUAGGUUUGAGAGCUUGUGCAAGUGCAAGAAACAGGCGGACAACGAGUGUUCGGUUUGCCUGUCGAAAUUCGAAGGGGAUUCAGAGAUCAACAAGCUAAAGUGUGGCCACUUGUUUCACAAAACUUGCUUGGAGAAAUGGAUAGACUAUUGGAACAUCACUUGCCCACUGUGUAGGACUCCUCUUGUUGUUGUGGCAGAAGACCACCAGCUUUCUUCUACUGUUUGGUGAC
Messenger RNA from Camelina sativa (false flax), 250 nucleotides. The record is from RefSeq and is a predicted model, not a curated record. Lineage: Eukaryota; Viridiplantae; Streptophyta; Magnoliopsida; Brassicales; Brassicaceae.